Messenger RNA from Anolis sagrei ordinatus, 1394 nucleotides. Lineage: Eukaryota; Metazoa; Chordata; Lepidosauria; Squamata; Anolidae. The record is from RefSeq and is a predicted model, not a curated record.
UCACAUCGGGCUCCCGCUCUGCAAAUGGGAUGGAUGUUCUGUGGACUCUCUUGUCUGCAGUCGCAGAGCUUGUGGUCCUCUUCGCUCUCCUCCACCUGGCAUUUGUUGUGGGGUACUAUCUCCGCAACGUCAAAGUCCCACAUGGCGUCUGUGGACCCUGGAAUCUGAAGUUUUUAGCGUUUUUAAUUAUAUGGGUGGUGUCAAUGGAUUACGUUUUGAAGAAAAUAGGCAUCGUAAAGACAGACUUUGCUCUGGCGAACUUCAUCCUGGACACACCUUUUUUUGUGUCCAAGGAUCCAUCCCUCUCCAUCUGCAAUACCCACAUAGAGGGCGUCCCUGUGAGGUUAUAUCGGCCCAAACCACACCGACUUUUGCAGAGAGGGGUCCUUUUCAUUCAUGGAGGAGGUGGUACCACUGGAAGCAUUGCUUCCUAUGACCCACUGUGCCGCUAUCUCUCCAAAGAAAGUGACUCAGUCAUUUUAUCCAUUGGGUACUCUCUGGUUCCUUACCAGCCCUAUCCGGUGCAAUACUACCAAUGCCUGGACGUUGCCAUUCAUUUUAUGAAACAUGCCGAAGAGUACGGGGUUGAUUCCAGUCGGGUGAUAAUCUGGGGGGACAGCUUCGGAGGAUUGGUAGCAGCGUCCGUUUCCCAGAUGCUCAUCCAGAAGGAUGGUGCCCCCAAAUUAUGCGCUCAGAUGUUGGUGUACCCUUUUCUUCAGUCCGUGAAGCACAGCCUGCCUUCCUACAUGCAAAAUCUCCAUUCACCUCCCUUAGGCAAGAUAGGCCUGGUGACACUGGCCUUGAAGUACAUCCAGAAAGAAGUCUCCCUCCUGGAGGUGAUCCUACAAGGAGCCCAUGUCUCCAAGGAGGUGAAGGCCAAAUAUGAUAAAUGGCUGAGCAAAGAGAACCUCCCGGAAGAAUUUAGAGGGAGGGAAACCAAAGCUAGAACUUCGCACGGUUUCUCCUUUGGGAGUAUGGAGGAGCUUGUCGACCAGUUGUGUGGGCCACUCCUCUCUCCACUAUUGGUUGAGGACACUAUAAUCCGGCGGCUUCCGGACACUUUCAUUUUGACCUGUCAGUUUGAUGCCUUGAGAGACGACGGGGUUUUGUACAAGAAGCGUCUGGAGGACAAUGGGGUCUCGGUCACCUGGUGCCACUUAGAGGACGGCUUCCAUGGAUUUCUGAAUUUUAUCAACAAUAAGCCUUUUGCUUUUUCGAUUUGCAAAGAAGGAGCAGACAACAUGGUCAACUAUAUCAGACGUUUCUAAGAAAACAUUUCAAAUCUCCAGGUCCUCCGCGGUGAAGACUGUAUGAUCUACGUAAGAAUUAAAAAUUGCUCUCUCCGGGAAUCCUGAGACCAUAUUAUUAUUAUUAUUAUUAUUAUUAUUAUUAUU